AUGGCUGCCCUGGUGCUGUCUUUACACGACACGACGAAGGUCUGUUGUAUCUCUAUAUUGACUUUCUUCUCAGUUUGUAUUGAAGCCAAGAGACCGCACAUCGUGUUUAUGGUCGCCGAUGAUUAUGGUUGGAAUGAUGUGGGCUUUCACAACCCCGAUAUGAUCACACCCAAUAUCGACAAGCUGGCAUCCGAGGGAGUUAUACUGAACCAGUCCUAUGUACAGCCUGUAUGUUCACCAUCCCGGAAUUUAUUUAUUUAUGUUUGUUUACAGCAUUUAGUCAUUAAGCAUAAACAGGCGGCAUGUUCGCCAGUUGGUAUACCGUUUCUGCCGGAAUAUCUCAAGAAACUUGGAUAUGCAACACAUAUCAUUGGAAAAUGGCACCUGGGAUUCUGUAAGUGGGAAUGCACCCCAACUUACAGGGGAUUCGACACGUUUUAUGGCUUUUAUAACGGGAGAGAGGAUUACUACAACAGGUCUGUUUUUGGAGGACAUGACUUCAGAGAUGGGGAAGAGCCAAUUCUACCAGACAGGACAAAAUAUUCAACUUACAUCUAUGCUGAACGUGCCAGAGAGGUGAUCUCAAAACACGACAAAGACAAGCCAUUCUAUCUGUAUUUUCCUUUCCAGUCGCCUCAUGAACCGAUAGAGGUACCGACCGCCUAUGAAGACCAAUGUAACCAUAUAAAGAACGAAGGAAGAAGGAAAUAUUGUGGUAUGGUGAAGGCUCUGGACGACCUGGUAGGAGAUGUGACGGCCGCCUUGAAGGAUAACGGAAUGUAUGAUGACACACUCCUCAUCUUCACUUCCGACAAUGGCGGCUCGCAUCUAUUUCAUGCCAGCAAUUACCCCCUUCGUGGCGCUAAAGUUACCGUGUACGAGGGAGGAACGAGAGCUGUGGCUUUGAUUUCUGGGGCUGGACUAGAAAAGACAGGAUACACAUACGACGGAAUGAUACAUGCCGUUGAUUGGAUGCCCACGAUUCUAUCAGCAGCCGGUGGAAAGCCAGAAACGUGUAUUGACGGUAUUGACCAGUGGGAGAACCUACGGCGUGGGUGUCCUUCAAAGAGGACUGAGUUUAUCUACAAUCUGGACGAUAGUAGCCUACCAAUCACCGGACAUGCCGCCAUUAGAGUCGGUGACUAUAAGCUAAUAGAAGGAUACCCGGGGCCGUAUCCGGAUUGGUACGAACCGGAAACAGAAAACUCAGAUAUUUAUAAAAGGGAGCGAGAACACUUUCAGAAAAAUGGAGAAAUUGAAACAAAUGAACAAGCAAGUUGUUAUAAAAGACAACUUUUCAACAUAAAAGAUGAUCCGUAUGAGCGUCACGACAUUUCGCUCACCCACACGAGUUUAGCGGACGCAUUAAGUAAGAGGCUAGCAGAAUACCAUACACAGAUGGUAUCUGCCAAUUUCCCAGACGACAGCGAGGCAAGUGAUCCUCAACUGCACGGUGGAUUCUGGUCCCCUGGAUGGUGUUGA
Molecule: messenger RNA, 1482 nt
Organism: Ylistrum balloti
Lineage: Eukaryota; Metazoa; Mollusca; Bivalvia; Pectinida; Pectinidae
Product: arylsulfatase B-like
Exons: 14
Coding region: 1-1482 (493 amino acids)
Source: RefSeq, a predicted model, not a curated record